Molecule: messenger RNA, 3149 nt
Organism: Aaosphaeria arxii CBS 175.79
Lineage: Eukaryota; Fungi; Ascomycota; Dothideomycetes; Pleosporales
Product: DUF221-domain-containing protein
Exons: 5
Coding region: 277-2901 (874 amino acids)
Cellular component (GO): plasma membrane
Molecular function (GO): calcium-activated cation channel activity
Source: RefSeq, a predicted model, not a curated record
CUUCGAGAUCUCCUUCAUACUCUCUUUACGAACAAAAACGAUCAGAAAUAUUUGCGUUUCUACCACAUUUACUUCCUUUUCCCCCAGGAUCGUCUUUAACGCCUGUGAUGACGUCGCGUUGAGUGCAUUGUUUCAGGUCGAUUUCAGGCAAUCCUACCUUCGAGGCGCAGUGCCCGACCCUCUUCAAGAGACACCUGCGGGCUGUAUAGAGGUUCAUUAUUCGGUCUUCGUUGACAAUAUCAUCCUCUUUACACUUUGAUCUGAAUUCUACGUAAAAUGGAUUCACAAAGGGUCUUUGGUGGCGGGUUUCCUGCUAGUGUAGCAGCACAUGAUACCCUUGAUGCUUGGGAUAAAGCGAAGCCUCGUGGAUCCGCGUCAUUGGCCGCAAUAUUGUCCGCCUUUGUACCAACAUGGUUCACAGCUGUACUAUUUGUCGGCGCGUUCGUAAUCAUCAGGCAGAGGUUUCCCAAGAUCUACUCGCCACGAACGUUCAUCGGCACAAUCCCAGAAAAGGAUCGUACGCCAUCACAAAGCCGCUCUUAUUUUGACUGGUUCCACACAUUACGGGUUGUUCCGGACAGAUUUGUGCUUCAUCACCAAUCGCUGGAUGCAUAUCUCUUUCUUCGAUUUUUGAGGAUGGCAAUUUUCCUCUGCGUAGUUGGGUGCUGCCUGACAUGGCCGGUUUUGAUCCCCAUCAAUGCCACGGGAGGCGGCAAGUCUUCCGAACUUGAUCGGAUAGCGAUUGGGAACAUUGCAGACAAGAAGAAGCUAUACGCUCAUGCUGUCAUUGCAUGGGUAUUCUUCGUAUUCGUCAUGUUUACGGUCGCAAGAGAGCGCCUUUGGCUCAUAGGUCUACGGCAGGCGUGGAAUCUUUCUAGGUCGAAUGCGAAGCGACUAUCCUCACGCAUUGUUUUAUUCUUGUCGGCGCCCAAGGACGCACUCGAGAAGGAGAACCUCAGUCGAUAUUUUGGCGACGAUGCAGUUCGACUUUGGCCGGCGACAGACGCCUCGAGCCUGCAGUCCUUGGUGUCCGACAGAAGUUCGAGCGUAGAGAAGCUAGAGUCUGCCGAACUGUCGCUGAUCAAAUCAGCCAACAAACAAGCUAGGAAAGGAAGGCAGAGGGGCCACGAACCCAACUAUGAAAGCUUCCCUUGGGACAUCAAGAAGUCAUUGAGACCUCGCCACAGACUUACAGCUCCAGGAGUUGGAAAAGAAGUGGACAGUAUCACACAUUACCGCGAAGAGAUCAAGCAAAAGGAGGCAAAGAUCAACGAUAAACGUGAAUCUUAUCAAGGGACUGGCGAGCGUGGAGCAGCCGCGGUUUUCGUCGAGUUCAAGUCUCUUGCCGCUGCACAGAUAGCUUACCAGCAAGUCGCAUCUGCGGAGGUGUUGGCGCUGAAUCCCAGGCACACCAGCGUACUGCCAAAUGAAGUCAUCUGGGGUAAUCUAACAUUGCCACCAGCUGUCCGCAUCUCACAAGAAGGGGUGGCUACCGCCCUUGUCGUCGCUCUGAUUGCGUUUUGGUCGAUUCCCGUGGGUUUCGUAGGAGCAUGGUCGAACGUUUCGUAUCUUGCCGAGAAGUUCAAGUGGCUCAGCUUUAUCAACAAGCUUCCAGACGUGGUUUUGGGAUUGUUGACUGGCCUUAUACCUCCGAUGCUUACUAGUCUGCUGAGUAAAUACGUGCCUAACAUCUUCAGAUAUAUUUUCAAGAAGUUCGGAUCGCCCACCAACACAUCCGCAGAACUCAAAGUAUUGAGAUGGUUCUUCGUAUUUCAGGUCGUGCAAGUCUUCCUCGUCACAACCUUGUCCUCUGGGGCGGCAGCUGUUGCUUCACAGAUCGCACUAGAUCCGACAGCUGUGACGUCUUUGUUGGCCGAACGACUUCCUUCCUCGUCGAACUUCUACCUCAGCUACUUCAUUGUCCAAGGAUUGACUAGCUCUUCCGACAAUCUGCUGAACUACUCGGAUCUUCUGCAAUGGAAGUUCUAUGACUAUGUCUUCGACAAGACACCGCGCCAGAAGUACAGCUCGUAUACAAGUCUUAAAGGAUUGGCCUGGGGCAAGGUCUUCCCGAAAUAUACCAAUUUUGUGAUUAUUGCCAUCGCCUAUUCAUGCAUCGCACCUCUUGUCCCUGCAUUUGCGGCGGCCGGCCUCGCGCUAUUCUACUACAGCUACCGGUACAUGCUCCUCUUCACCGUUCAAGCAAAGAUCGACACCAAGGGUGAAUGCUAUACGCUUGCCCUGCAACAAAUUCUCACCGGCGUCUACCUCGCGGAGCUCUGUCUGAUCGGAUUGUUCUCCUUCCGCAAGGCCACGGGCCCGACUAUCAUGAUGGGAGUCCUGCUCGUUCUCACUGCCGCCUACAACGCAGUGAUGAACCGGUACCUGGCACCUCUCGAGAAAUACUUACCAGCGGAUCUCGCAGCAGAAGUUGGCAACGGUUCGGAAGAGGCAGCGCCGCUGCUGGCCGCUGAAGAAGGCGAGGCACCACCGCAGCCUUCGGACUCUCACAUCGUCCGACUCGGCCAGCACGCACAUGUCCCUCGAAAGGUCCUAGAUCCCAUCGCACGGUUCUUCCAGCCGCACAUCUUCGCAUCCCAUCGAGCGAUGAGGGCGUGGCUGCAAGAAGACGACUCGUUCGACGCCGACGCCGACGGCCCGUCGUACAAGGAGGAAGACGUCCAGAAGGCGUAUCUAAAUCCCGCACUAACUAGCUCCACACCCGUGAUAUGGCUUCCAAAGGAUAGGAUCGGGGCCACGGAGGUCGAAGUUAGGGAGAACGAGGAGGCGGGGUUGAAGUGCAGUGACGAUGGGGCGUGGCUGGACGAGAACAUCAAGUUGGAGUGGAGCGUGCGCGACUUCGACAAGAUUCCCAUCUUCAAGAGGGGAACCAAGUGGUGAAGAGGGACGAAAUGUUCUAUGCAUGUUGGUUAGCUAGUCUUCUUUUUGAAAUCAUGUUAUAUCAUGUUGUACUCUGAUUCUUUUACUUUGGAAUUUGGACAGGUAACAAGGCAAAACCAGACCUGGUUCAUGAUACAUACUCUCUUCUUCCCUUCCUACAUUUUUCUUGAGAUUCUCUUCUCCCUCCCGAAAGGAAGCAAAGGAGAGUAUUGAAGAUGAUGAAUUGUCUAGGUAGCCCUAGCCACCUC